Molecule: messenger RNA, 7348 nt
Organism: Chiloscyllium plagiosum (whitespotted bambooshark)
Lineage: Eukaryota; Metazoa; Chordata; Chondrichthyes; Orectolobiformes; Hemiscylliidae
Source: RefSeq, a predicted model, not a curated record
UCCCACUAGCGUUUAUAAAGCGUUACCAGUUCCUCAAAGGAAUGUAUGAUUUAGAUCAACCUGAGAAGUUCUUGGUUUUUCUGUGACCUAUAAGAAAUGAUCCUAUACCACAUGGAGAAAUUCCCCAUUCCUGGUGAUCCCUGUCUACAGGAGUUGAAACCAACUUUCACCAAGUUCACUUGACCAAGCAUUUUAUACAGGACGUUGACAUUAGCAAAUUAAUUUGUAAAGGCUACUUUCGAUUUCAACUGCAUCAGUUAUCAAAAAUGCAAGAAAAGCGAAAUGUUCAGAUAAUCGAAUGGGAUGACUUGGACAAGAAAAAAUUCUACUGUAUUGGUGUUUUGAUGACUCUGUCUUUGCGGCUUACAGUGUAUCCAGCUGCACUAAUUAGGACAAGGCUUCAGGUACAAAAGGGGAAGAGUUAUUACCACGGCACUUUUGACGCAUUCAUUAAAAUCCUACGAGCCGAAGGCAUACGAGGACUUUACAGAGGAUUUCUGGUGAACACAUUGACCCUAAUCUCUGGCCAAGGAUAUAUUACAACCUACGAGCUGGUACGUGUCUAUGUGGCCAACUACAGCAAUAGUAAUGCUGUUAAGUCACUUGUAGCGGGAGGCGCAGCAUCACUUGUGGCACAGAGCAUUAUUGUGCCUAUUGAUAUCAUAUCGCAGCACCUGAUGGUUGCAGGCCACAAAGGGAACCUGGGCAGGUUCAAGCUGUCAUCAAAUGAUAGAAAAUACAAACAAGCAUUCGGACAAACUCAGGAAGUUGUCACUCAAAUUUUCAGGCUUGACGGCCCAAAAGGAUUUUACAGAGGAUAUUUAGCUUCUUUGAUGACGUACAUUCCUAACAGUGCCAUCUGGUGGCCUUUUUAUCACUUCUAUGCAGAACAGCUGUCAAAAUUGGUUCCCAAUGAAUGCCCUCAUCUGGUUCUCCAAGGAAUUGCUGGACCACUGGCAGCAGCCACAGCAUCUACACUCACCAACCCAAUGGAUGUGGUCAGGGCUAGGGUUCAGGUGGGGGGAAGGUCCUCGAUAAUUGGAACUUUCAAGCAUCUUCUAAGAGAAGAAGGUCCGUUGGGCCUGACCAAGGGAUUGUCAGCGCGCAUCUUAUCCUCUGCCCCAACAACUCUCCUCUUGGUGAUUGGUUACGAAACACUGAAAAAAAUAAGUUUGAGGAGAGAGCUAAUGGAAUCUCGACACUGGUAGCUGCUUUUGAGCUAGGAUCUAAUUGCAACAAACAAAUGCAAGUUUCUACGGUGGCUAUUAAUGCAUUGUUAUGAAAGUUGAUCACCUUAUAUGUGAACAUACUGACUGAAAUGUUAAACUUCAUUGAUGAUGCAAGUACCACAUUAAGGCAAAGGACCUUAUUCUAAAAAUUAUCUUUGUCUUUUGGUUUAAGAGUGUUAUCACACCCUAGUUAGACUCUAUAGUGUCUGAUAUUCUGUAACCUUGAUCAUAAAUUCAUGUCAUGAGUGUCUGAACUGGGAAUCAAAUCUUUAUGAACAGUCUCUUAGUGCAGCCAAUGGUGUAAUAUUGUCAUACUGUAUGCACUUGAAUUAUGGAAACACCUAUCAGUCCAUUGAUAGAUUUUGACUUUCAAAACCUGGGAUUUGUUGGGGAAGAUUUUAAGUUGCAUUACAUAAAGUUGCUGCACUACCAGUAAGAUUGGUGCUGCUAGAGGUUGGUGAUGAGGUUAGGAGAUUUCUUGGCUUGAAAUGCUCGCAUAUUGGUCCGAGUGAAAUUGCUGUCCUCAUAGCCUCCCUAAUAUAUGAAUGGAAAUAGACUGAAGCUGCAUUUACACUGUAAGCCAGGAACAGAAUGAAUCACUCCUGAGAUUGUUCCACAUUUUGAAGCGUUGGCUUGGACAGAUUCCUCAAACUUCAUUUCCUUUCUCUCUUUAUUCAGCUAUUUUAAAGGCUAAAAGUGGUGUUUAAAUGCCCCACAGUGUUAUUCAAGCAGCUUGGAUCACUUUUAGUUUUAGGGGCAGAAUAGAUUCUGUGCAUUUAAUAGAAAUUAAUUAAUAUUUAUUUGAUGGUUCAUAAUGUACUUGUGAGUAACUGUUUCAUCUUCAUAAAACUUUUGCUUUUGAUAGCUACAAAUCAAAACAAAAUGGCAGCUUCAGUAUUUCUCAUUGACUUUUUACAGAGACAGUCAGGUGACAUAGGCUCACUGAACAGGGUCUUUGGACCAGAGUACAUAGCUAUAAUUGAGUACCCAUUUUAAAAUACACAUUUUAUUCUGUUUAUUCUUACAAUAAAUUCCAGUGCUAUCAUUUAUAAUGGGAAGUACCUGUCAUAAGGUAAUUAUACUUUCCUGUCGGUACUCAAAAUUACAUAGAAUUAUCAUAACAGAAACACAUCAUUCUGCCCAAUUGUGUCAAUGUUUCACACAAAUGUCCUCCCACUGAAUCUUCAUUUCACCCUAUAUUCUUUGUCUCACACAUAAUUCCCUAGCUCUCCCAUAAAGGCAGAAAAUGUGACCUUUUCACAGAGGAACCUAUAAUAGUAAAAUGAAGAAAUGAACGAAGUCUAACAGUUUUACUUGAUCUUCCCCGCCAUUGCACACAGGAUAUGAUGAGAAAAUAUCUUCUGAGGAGCAAGGAUUGUGGAUAGGGGAAUAAAUGGUUUAAACCAAUGCAGACAGAAUUCAGUCCCUGUUUUAAUGUCAUUUUACCUCAUUCUUUAUUUUUCUAAUUGAAUUAUAAAUUUCUUUCUAUAUUUAUAAGAGCAACUGUCUUUGGGGAAAUGGUUCCCAGUUCAUCUCAGUGAAUCAUACAGCACAAAAUGAGGCCUUUCGCUCAUUGGGCAUAUGCCAGUUCCUUGAAAGCAUUAUCCAAUUAGUCCCACUCUCCAACUCUCACUUUUCCCCCCAACGGCCUAGAAAUGUUUCCUUUCUAAGUAUUUACCUUAUUUAUUUUAGGAAGUCAUGAUUAAGUCUGCUUUUACCAUUCUUACAAACAGUACAUUCCAAAUAUUAACAACCCCUUGUGUUUUUAAAAUAACAGCUUCUCGUAUCUCCAGUAGUCUGUUGCCAAAUACAUUAAACCCAGUUACCGAAGAAAAGGAGAGCUAUCAAAACCAUUCACAGUAUCUAAUCUCCCUUUUAAUCUUCACUGCUCCGAGAACAAUCCCAAUUUCUGUAAUCUAUCCAUUAAGCUGAUGCCCUCCCUGUUGGUAGUAAAAACUAUGUAUUCUAAGGCCAUACUACCUUUCCUGAAAUUCGGUACCCAGAAUUGGACAAUAUACUGCAGUUAAGGCCUAACCAGAGACUUGUAAUAUGUUAGCAUAACCUCUUAGAAGACACCACAUAUGAUAAAUACAUUCUGGUCCAUCUAUAGUCUGUUUCACCACCUCUUCUCUGCAGCCUCUCUAGCCCCAGAUUCCUCUGACAUAUCUGCCUUCCUCUUGUUCUGCCCUCUUGUUUAUUUCCAAUUUCUUUGCUCAAUCCCAGCUGACAUUGCCACCCUCACCUAUCACUUUGAUAGCUCCUUAUGUGCUCAAUAUUAAUUUUUAUUUGUCCUAUUUAGUGUCAUGUGAUGCUACUUAAAUGCAGCUGUUUUGCAUUUGUCACCACAGCCCUGGUGAGAAGGUGGCAUUGAUAGUUCCCAUUAUGAAUGUGAGAAAAUUAACAUUGUCAGAGAACUUCAGGAAUUUAUGAAAAUAGCAGGGAAAGGAAAAGCUAGCUUAUCGAGUUUGUCCCGCACUGUUGACAGCUGGAGAAUUGUAGCUAAAUGCUUCCUAUUGGCCCAUACUCCCUAUUGUGUAUUGUCUCUGAUGCUCCACCCUCCUUAGUACCCACCCUCCUAUUGUCCCAAUGCCAGUGACACCCACCCUCCACAAUGCUCCACCCCUUCCCUAUUUCCCUAAAGAUAGAAACUUACCUAAUGUUGAGCCUAUUCCUAUUUUACCGUCAUUUAUAUGCAUGACCCAACCCUCACCAAUCUGUCGAACUGAAAUAAUCAAUUUAAAGGGUGUGCAUUUCAACUCUUUGUGUUAUUUUACAGACCUCUACCAGGUUGCCUCCAGGUCUGUGCUACUCCAAAGUUAAAAACAAUUGCUAUUAUUGCAAUGGCUAAGACUCUUUAAAGUAGAAAUCAUUCCUGUACCUCUCAUCCAAACCUUUUCCAGGAGCAUUCCCACCAUUUCUGGGUGCAGUACUUUCAGUGUGAUCUGACCAAUAACCUUCAUAGUAUUUUUUGAACUUCCCUAAGGCAGCUCUUAAGUUUAUUAUAUAUCCCAAAGUCAGUUUAUCUUGAGAGUGCCUAUUCAGUCUGAUGUCAUUAUAGUUCAGUCAUUCACUGAACACUGUCCUUCACACGGUCCACUAGCAUUAAACAAAAAUGCAAGUCGAUCAUCAAAUCUUUGAAAAAUUGCUCCAAAAGUGGGUGCCAACUAGUAUGCUGAGUAUAAAAGUCAACAGUGGUAAUGGCUGUCUGGCAUCCUUGUCAUUGUCUGCUCUGCGUAGAUGUGUCUGUAAUUCCCACACGUCUUUGCAAUGUGACCUGUAUUGCCUGCUUAAUCCUUUGUGCCCAGUUACAUGGUACCAGGAAGUAAAAUGUCAGUUUACAAACACAUAAGAACAUGCAUAUUAUAAAGAGGAGUUGGCCAUUCAGCUCCUCUAACCUGCUCCACCAUUUGCUAAGAUAAUGACUGAUCUGAUUGUGACCACAACUUCACAUUUCUGCCUACCCCCAAUAUUAUGAGAGUCUUUUGUUAGUGAAGAAUCUAUUUCCCAUUGCUUUAAAAGUAUUCAAAGACCUGCCUCCACUAUUCACCAGGCAAGAGAGUUCCACAGCUUCACAACCGUCUAAGAGACAGAUGUCCCUUGUCAGUGGCAUCUUAAAGGAAGACCCAUUAUUUUUAAACGGUCACUGAUUUUAGUUCCUUGCCCUCAAGGGGAAUCAUCCUUUCAGCAUAUGUCUUCUCAGAUUCCUUCAAUAUCUUAUCUGUUUCAAUAAGAUCACCUUUCCUUCUUCUAAACUUAAAUGAUCACAGGCCCAAAUUGUCCAACCUUUCCUCAUAAGAUAACCCUAAUCCAGGUAUCAGGGAAGUGAACCGUCUCUGAUUUAUACUAAACAUACUUGUAUCCUUUCUUACAUAAUGAGACUAAGUGUACACAGUCUUCCAAAUGUGGCCACACUGCAUUCCUAUACGACUGUCGUCAAACAUUGCUCCUUUUAUAUUCCGUUCCCCUCACAAUAAACAACCACGUUUCAUUACCUUUCUAAUCACUUGCCAUACCUGCAAAGUUAUAUUCAUGUACCAGGACUCCCAGCUCCCUCUGUACGUCAGAGUUUUGCGAUCUCUCUCAAAUUAAAAGAAUUGUUGCUUUUUUAUUUUUCCAGCCAUAGUGAAUGAGUUCAUAUUUUCCCACAACAUCGUCCUCUAUCUGUCAGUUUUUCUUUUGCUCAUUCACUUCAUCUAUGUCCCUUUGCAGACUUCAUAUGUCUUCAGAACUUGCUUUCUUACCUAUUUUUGUCUCAUCGGAUAAUUUAGUAAUUAUACAUUUGGUCCCAUCUUCCAAAUCAUUGAUAUAGAUAAUAUAUAAUUAAGGUUGCUGUCUGUGGCAAACCACUUGUCACACCUUACGACCUAAAAUAAAUUCAUUCAUGCCUAUCCUGUUUCCUGUUAUCCAACCAAUCCACUACCCUUUCUAAUAUGUUAGUUCCUACACCAUUACAGUCAAACAUGAUUUCCCUUUUUAAAAGCCAUGCCAACACUGCCCGAUUGCAUUAAGAUUUUCUGCUUAUAAUAAUAGAUUCCAGCAUUUUUCAGAAGUAAACUGUGUCGAGUUACCUGCUUUCUGUCUCCUGUUCUUGUAUGCAUUUGCUAUUUUCUAAGCUGAUGUAACCAUUCCAGAAUCUACAGAGUUUUGUAAAUAAAAAGCAAUACAUCUACUAUCUCAGCUGCCACCACUUUCAACAAACAAGGAUGAAGACCAAGAGGACUUGUCAGCUUUUAGUCCUAGUAAUUUCCUCCACACCUUUUUCCUGCUGAAUGUAAUUGCUUUCAUUUUGCUCCCACAUUCUGAUACAUCAGAUGAUACACGAAGAGUCACCAGACUAAAAAUGUUAACUCUGCUUUCUUCCCUCAGGGGCUGCCAGGCCUGCUGAGUUUCACCAACAAUUUCUGUUUUUGUUUCUUUUCAUGCUGUUAUGUUUCUAGCUAGUUUUCUCCCAUAUUCUUUGUUUUGCGCUAGUUAUUAAUCUUUCAGUCAUUCUUCGCAGUCUUUAUAUUCUGUCCAAUCUUCAGACCUAAGAUCACCUUUGUCAAAUUAAAUGCUUUUUAUAUUUUUUCAGUUUAUAGUACAAAUAUAAUGGGCCAAAUAGCCUUUGUACAAUUAUAACAAAUAUGACAGGAGUAGGCCAUUCAGUCCAUCAAUCCUGCUCCACCAUUCAAUAGGAUCAUUAAUCCCCGACUGAUCAAGAAUCUAUCCAUCUCAACCUUAAAUAUACACAAGGACUUGAGUGCCUCCUUGUGCAAUGUAAUGAUUCUGUGAUAUUAUCUUUAGCUGCAAUGGUGCAUUCUUCCCUUCUUUCUGGAAUGAGUAUUUUCUGAGUAUUCUGAAAUAUCUCCUUUAAUAUUUGCUGCCAUGUCUCUGCUGACCUAUCCCUUAAGUUAGCUUCCUAGUUGACUUUGGCUAGCUCUCCUUUCUAUGCCCUUACUAUUUCCUCAUUUAAGUAGCAAACAUUAGUAUUGCAUCCAUUCUUCUCUCUGUCAAACAAUAUGUGAAAUGUUAUCAUUUUGGGAUCGCUACUACCUAGAUAAUAGCCUUUAAGAAGCAGUUAUUCAUUUAUUCUGUCUCAUCACAUAAUCAGGUCUACUAUAGCUAAACAGUAGCUAGCUCUCUGGCUGUGUAAAACAUGCUGCUGUAAGAAACUGUCCCAGAAAUAUUCUUUGUAAUCUCAAUAUUGAGGUUACCCUUGCCAAUCUGAUUUGUCAAAUCUAUUUGUAGAUUAAAAUCCUGAUUAUUUUCAUACCUUUCUCACAAAAUCAUGCUAUUUCUUCUAUAAAUACCAUGUCUUGGAAUGUAGUUGCUGUAAACGUCCUAUAAACCACUCCCGCAAGUAAUGUCUCACAUUUACAAUUUCACAUAUUUACCCAAACUGGUUCCACACCUUGAUCUCAGAACUAAGGAUAUCACUGUGGACCAAUGCCAUCUUAAUUAAGAGAGCUAACUUUCCACUCUGAUUCAGCUUCUGGCCUUUUGUAAAGAUCAUAUGCCAUUAAAUAUUCAGAUCACAGUCUCUUCCAUCUUGUAGGCAUGUCUGUAAUGUCUUCUAGGAGAAAGUGAGGACUGCAGAUGCUGGAGAUCAGAGCUGAAAAUGUGUUGCUGGAAAAGCGCAG